This is a messenger RNA of Anastrepha obliqua, 2575 nucleotides long. Its product is annotated as cytochrome b5-related protein. The record is from RefSeq and is a predicted model, not a curated record. Gene Ontology annotation, biological process: lipid metabolic process. Gene Ontology annotation, cellular component: mitochondrion. Gene Ontology annotation, molecular function: heme binding. The transcript has 4 exons. The coding region runs from base 760 to 2103 and encodes 447 amino acids. Lineage: Eukaryota; Metazoa; Arthropoda; Insecta; Diptera; Tephritidae.
CAGUCAAGGCAUAAGCGCAUAGCUUAGUGGAUUCUCGUACUCAAUACUGGUAAUCUCUUAUGGGACACCCUCAACCUUUUACCCCUUGAAUAUAUGCAAUAAUGUAAAAAUGUAAUAAACAAGAAAGCAAUAAAGAUCGAUUUGGAGAGAGUAAAAAGUGUCAUUAGUGACUUGCGUUGUUCGAGCCUGAAUGUCUGUCUUAGAUGGGCUGAAACAAAUAAAAAGACGAUUCAGGCGUGCGCUGGUGCUUACUCAAUAAAUAAGAACUCAGCGCGUCGCACAGAGCUGCGAACUUGAACAAAAGUAUGCAAAAAGUAUUUUGUAUUUAACGCUUAAUCGCUUUUAUUUUGAACGAACAAAGCUACGCUCUGCUACAACUAAUCGAAUCACCGCAACUAGUUUGCUAACAGUACUGAAUUAUUAUCGCUGCUGCCAUCUAUCCACUAUCCACUAUCUGUUUGCGGUCGACCAUCGACCGUCGACCUUCGCUAAUUUGCAAUUCUAAUAUAUUAAUAAUACUCGCAUAUGUAUAUCAGUUUAUAGUGUAUGUGUGUAUGUAUGUGUUGGUCUCCAGCGCAUUUGUUGGUUGACUUCUUUUUGUUUGUUUUCAUUAAGCAAAAUUUAAAGUUGCAUUCGAGUUUGUGUUUAUUACUGUGCGGUUUGCUAUAAACAGCAACUUGAGGUGUAGUGAAUCGUAAGGAUAAAAUUACGCUUAUUUAUUAUUGAAUGUGAACAAAGUGACGAAAAAACGUUUCAACUAUGGCAAAGUGUGAUGUGACCGAUAUGAAGCAGGAAGACUGGAAGGUCUCGAAUAUAUUGCGGAAAUAUCCAACUUAUCGCGAUUUACUAGUCAAAACAUGUGAAGGCUGGAUUGCCGCCAAACAACAAGAGGAUGAAGCUGAAGGCCUCUGGCGCAUUAAGGAUGAGCUCUAUGAUCUAACGGAUUUUAUACCUCGUCAUCCGGGCGGAACUUUCUGGAUAAAAUGGACAAAGGGCACUGACAUUACCGAAGCAUUCGAAUCGCAUCACAUUUCAACGAAACCAGAAGAGAUGUUGCACAAAUUUCAUGUACGCGCUGCAGCCAAGCCACGCAAUUACAAAUUCACGCUGCACGAAAACGGCUUCUACAGGGUGCUCAAGUCACGUGUGCGUGACAAAUUGAAAGAAGUGGAUUACAGUCCAGCUCGGCGCACAGAUCUCAUGCACUUCGGUCUCUUGCUUUCUACUUUCGCAUUCAGCUUCGCUUGCGCCUACACCGGCUACAUAAUAUUCGAACUCUUCGCCGCUCUAUCGCUUACAUGGCUCACCGUUGCUACGCAUAACUACUUGCAUCAAAAGGACAAUUGGCAGAUGUACACUUUUAAUUUUUCACUCAUGAACUUUUGCAAUUGGCGCGUUAUGCAUGUCAUGUCUCAUCAUGUUUACACGAACUCGUUGCACGAUCUCGAGAUGUCACUCUUUGAGCCGUAUCUUUGUUGGUGGCCAAAUUCUCGCAAACACACAAAAUGGAUUCGUCUUUUCUCUUUCACCAUACAACCAAUCGUUUACGCGCUCAUAUUCCCGUAUCAGAUUAUAAUGAGAAUUACGGUUUCUCUUCUACAAAAGAACAUUUUAUUUUGGCACGACAUCAUCGGCUUUACACUUCCGCUCUUCAUGCUACUUGUAGCACAAGUACCCAUACUAACAGUGCUUCGGCAAUGGGUGGUUAUCGUUGGUUUGGCGAGCUUUAUUUUUGGUAUUAUCGGAUUGAAUGCAGCUCAUCAUGAUCCGAAAAUUUUCCAUGACGGUGAUGCCACUCGUGAAGAUCGGGAUUGGGGACUCUAUCAAUUGGACACGGUUAUGGAUCGUAGCGACAUCAAAGGCUCGCAGUUUUUGGUAUUGACACAUUUCGGUGAACAUUUCUUGCAUCAUCUCUUCCCCACAUUGGAUCAUGGCAUUUUGCCACAACUAUAUCCGACACUUUACGAAACAAUGGACGAGUAUAAGGCACAAUUGCGUGAAUGUAGUCACUUGCAGCAUAUAAUUGGGCAGAGUAAACAGUUACUGCGUACAAAACCAAACCCGAUACCGCCGGGUGAGGUCAAUAAAACUAAACGAGGUUAAAAAAAAAAACAAAAAAUGAAUCUGCGAGAAUAGCUUUCUACGUAGCAUUCUAAGUGGAGUGUGUUUGAAAAUGAUUUUCUCAACAACUUUUGUUUCGCUUUUUGUAUCCUUUUACAAGAAAUCCUACGAAAUUAUACCUAACAGUUAUGUGGCUUUUAAGUCAGUUUAAAGAAGACUUUUAGAAAAAAAGGAAAAUUUAUAUUUACGUAACUACUUUCUAAUUGUAAUGACUAGGCCGUCAUGAAUUCCAUCAAAAAGAUUCUCAACAACUUCACUCACGUGAAAGCUCCAACACAACCCGAAAAACUCGUCAGAAAAAAGUUGGUGAUAUGUAACAACAAAAUGUGAAAAACUAGUUAGAAAAAAGUACUUAAGCUAUGACAGUUAUCAAAUAAAUACGAAAUAAUAAAUUCAGAAAAUUCCGUAGUGGUGAACAAAAAGUUUGAAUAAAAUGAGUUCAAAAAUUGAAAAA